Lymnaea stagnalis (great pond snail) is the source of this 3757-nucleotide messenger RNA. The record is from the annotation of a GenBank genome assembly. Lineage: Eukaryota; Metazoa; Mollusca; Gastropoda; Lymnaeidae.
AUUUCUGAUCCAGAUAAUAACAGAAAGACUAUCAAACUCUCACUGUCCGUGACCGAUGCCAGGUGCAGUGAUGCCGGAGUUUACAUUUGUAAUGCUUCAUUUGUACCAACAUCUGGUAUAGUCACCGCUAGCCGUUCUCAAAAUAUUACUGCUAAAGGUUAGUUUUUUGCUAUAUUUAUUUGAGAAAGAAAAAUGCAUAUACGCGCACUUUUGGUCAUAUCUUAUGUGUCGCCAUAUCGUUUUAAAUUAGUCAUAGCCUACAUUCUUGUCCAUAUCAGUAUCACUUUAGUCUGACUCUUUUUGUCCCUAUCAUAUCUAAACCAUACAUUUAAAUGCAUAUAUUUAAAUCCUCAAACUGUCCAUGAACAAUCUUAGGGUAUAAGAGAGCUGACGCUUGAGAUGAAUAGAUCAAUUUUCUAUAUGAAGUUCAUGUGGAAGUUGUAAUGAAGAGUUCAGUUAUAUAUUACCUCUGUAAUAACUUUCAGGAUAAUUCUUUACCAACAAUCCUAUGUUUGAAUAUCUAAACACACAGCUUCGAUAGUCUUAGAGAGUAGAUUUACGAGGGAUACUUAUAAAAUGACAGACUUAACCAAAUAGACAACUUACUUAUAAUGUGAAUCAUAUCUAGUUAAAAUUUUAAAUACUUACUACUUAUCCCUUUUACCCCGUCUGGGGCAUAGGCCGUCUACAAGAAUUUUCCAUUCAUCUCGGUCCAGUGCUUUCCCUUCUAGUUGCUUCCAGGUGUAUCCCAUACUUUGUUUGUCUGCCUCUAGCUCGCGUCUCCAUGUAUUCUCAUAGGCCUUUUUCGCUUUCUUUUUCCUUGUGGAUUCCAUGUCAGCAUUGUCUGGUGAGGUUAUCUGUCCUCCAUAUUCCCCUUAUGUUGUUUUCAGCAAUAUGCUCCUGGUAUGUCCUUUCCAGUAAGUCUUUGUUGGUGAUGGUUUUGGCCAUUUCUUCUUUUUCUUCUUCUAUAUCUUAAGGGCCCACGAUCAAUUUAUUGAUCAUUUUGGCUCCUAUGCAUGUAUAGGGGAUUUGCAAUGUUUCUGAGCCUGGUGUUGAUGAGGAUAUUUCACUGAUUGCAAUAAGUGCUACUUUGUGAGGGAAUCAUGCCCUGGGGGUUUGAAGGCUUGAAGCAAUUUCUUCGUAUCCACUGUUUUCUUUUUCAAUCUAAGCAUUUAGAUGUCCCAUUAAGAUAUUCAGAUAUCUUCCUGGAAAGUUUUCCAAUAUUGUGUGUAGUCUAUUGUAGAAAAUUUCGUAUCCGUCUUCAUUACUAUCGUUUGUGGGUGCAUAGCACUGUAUUAAAAUCAUAUUUGUUUUCUGCUUCUUGGUUCGGAAAGAUUAUGUAUUAAUUUUGGACCAUGGGUUCCCCAUCCUAUCAAUGCAUCUUGUGCCAUCCACGUCAGCACGAAAAACGACUCCUUGUGUGCGUGGAGCAUUUUCCUCCUCAUGCCCUUAGUAUAUUAGUGUUUCUCCCGAAAUCAAUGCUAAAAACUGGUGUCUAUCUUGUUUCAUAGAUAACAAGCAGUAGGAGGUUGUAUGUUCUGCCACUUUAGCUGAUUUUUCAGUGUCAUUCAUGUUGCUAACAUUUCAAGCGCCUUUGUUAAUUGCCUUGAAAGGAGGGUCCUCGGCUUUGAGGCUUCCAGCAUAACCUUGCUUUGAUCGCAAGGCUUCAUAACUCUUCUUGGGGAAGUAGACACCUCUCUUAUCAGGUCUGAAAUUGUUUUUGUUUUCUUCUUGUUGACGUUUCUGUAGCAGUUUGUUUAUUACGGGUGAGGUAGCUGGCCUCACGUCGAACCUCCUCCUUUUGCACCCGGGCUUGGGAACCAACCAUUGCGGAGUUAAAAACCUCGGGUUGAUCGGACUCGUUAACCUUGGACGGCAACUCAUUUAAGAGAAGGAAAACUCUGAAUUCAAAACACCGAGAUCCGUAUGAAAAUUCCGGGAACUCCUGCGAUGCUAAUAGUCCCAAGCUGUAUCAUCCACGCAUGAUUUCCCUUGAGUUAUCCAGGUACUGCGGAGAGGGGAGAUUUGCUGUAUAGGGAACCAGCUUAUCCUUCUAAAGAAAAAUCACCAGCCUUGUUAUUUCGUCCUGUGAACUCUACACCAUCGUCAUAUUGUGAUGGGUGGAAGCCAGAAAAAAAAAUAUGGAAACAAACACUUCCACUUCGUGGCAUUAACAACAGUGCAGGAGUGUGUAGUAUAUACAUUCCCGUCGUUACUUCGUUAUUAUUACAGAAAAUUUGUGCGUCAAAUAAAUAACUAACUUUUUCUUUCAUGUUGUUGUACAUUAUCAGUUAAAACAGAGGCUCCGGUGAUGAAGUCCAACAAUCAUAUGGGAAAUAAUCCUUUCAACUCAGAAAACGAAGCUGGCUUAAACAUGACGUUGACCUGUUCCGUUUUGGUAAAUAUUAUUUAUCUUCAAACGGAAGAAAAGACCAUUAAAUACAAUGGCGUAGGAAAGAAGGGCCGUUCCACAUAGGGUGGCACUUAUAUUUUUCGAUUGAGGGAUGGAAUUUUCGGUCAACUGCUCAAUUUUUUAUUGGGUUGGGGAGUGGGGGGCAAAAGCCAUCUCCGCCACCCCAGGUGGCACUAAACCUAGCCACGCCACUCAUUAAAUAUAUAUUAUACAAAGCUGCUGUCAUCUUGUUUGGUUAGCGCAGAUAUUAUUAUAUUAUCAAAAUAGUGAUGGCUGAGAGCUGUUUUUUUUGGGGGGCGGGGGUCGGGUUGGGGGGGGGGGUCGUUCAAUCUUAAACAAAACUCUUUUGGUCGGAGUGCGCAAAAACUUCAGUCAAAAGUAUCUACUCCACUUCACACAACAAUUGAUACAAUUAAUAAUGACGGCGCAGACAUGGAGUCUGCGUAUAAAGAGACGCGGUGCAUUUGAUAUCUCCUCAGCAUUAUUAAAUAUCACUUUAAAUUCUCUGCUUAUAGGUAGCGUGUCCUGCAGUCUCCAGCCAAAGUUGUUAUAAAAUAGAGCCAUUUCCCUCCCACCCCAAACCCCAUUUAACAGAAUACUUACUUACUUAAAUAUUGCACGUUACUUUGCUUUAUUUUAGGGUCCUCCUAGCAUUCGCAUCCAUUGGUUAUGGUGUCCUCGUAAUGGAUUCAGCUGUGCCUCUUAUCCAGUGACCAAUGAAGUCGACGAUUUGCCACCCACUGGAAAGCCUUGUGAGCGCAUCCGGCACGAAUCGUCCUUGAACUUCUUUGUAGCGCCUUACAGCUUAACGUACAUUUGUGUUGUCAAAGAUGGUAAUCUAGAGAUGUCCAGGACCAAUCUAACCGUUGGCGUUCGUACAAUAAGUGAGUGUUUGCAGACCUGCCCACCUGAUCAAUUUUUUCAGGGUUUUGAACGCUUUUUGCACAAUUUAUACGAAAAUGUGAUUUGAAUUUCAAAACAAUGUAUUGCACCUACAAUAUUUUAAUUCAAUCAGCUAUCAUCUUAAAAAAUUUAAAUUUUAGCUUGAUUAAGUUCCUUUUCUUGCACUAAUUAAAGUUAAAGCAUUUUUAACAUUGAACACUUUAAAUGACCACAGACAGUACGACUGAAACGGAAUUUUCGAUGACACAAGUUUGCCCGGAAGUCGGUGCCGUUGUCGGGAUCACAGCCGCAUGUUCCAUUAUAGGUACGGCCGUAGCUGUAUUCAUCGGGCAGCUGUUGGUGCGUAAGUUCCUCCAGGGCGAGGCAAUCAAGGAGUUGUCCAAACCAAACUCUGUCUACUGCUCGCCCUCAGCUGAAUACUCACAUGAUUACCAAUCUGCC